AUGGUCGAAAAUGUCAUAAUAUCGAUCAGAAUUGCUGGAAAUUAUAAAGUUAGGGUAACUUUGGAAGGUUACGAUCAACUGAAACCCGCCGAAUCUGAAAUUUUCCUUAAAAAUUCGUUUUUCAUUGGAAAAUCAAGGUUUUAUGGAAAAUUUCCAGAUUUCGCACAAGGGAAACCGCAAGCUUCCUCGAAUUGAUGAAUGACUUCAGAUUUUCAGCUGUGAAUAUUUUCGUGGUCAAAAAAUGCACCAAAAUCGGCAAGAUAAAAACAAAAGAGGAAAAAAGAAUUGACUUUUUCCUUAUAAAAUAAUAAUUUCACGUGAACAUUUGACGUGGUUUGUGAGACGAAGAUAUUAUAAAAUCAUCAAAACCUCUCAUUAUUACAGUUCAUCAUUCAAAGAAAAUGCCGAAUCUGGAUUUCAAUUAUAAAAAGUUGGAAAAUUAUAUGGAUGUGAUCUUUCAAUCCGGGAAAUGCUGGUUAGUUUGAGAAAAAUAAUGAUAAUUCUACAAAUGAAUUGAUUUUUAAGGGGCAAAUGGAAUAUGGCUGAAAAUGGAAAAAUAAUAUUCGAAAAACUCGGAUUCCAGGAAGAUGAAUGUUCUCCACAACAUCUCACUUUAUUUAUAACACCAUUCAAUUCUUCAGAGAAUUCACAAAGUUUGAUGGCUAUUUAAUGGGUGAGUAUCAUAAUUUCUAUUCAUAUUAUUUCAGAAAACUGAUUUUUUUCAGUUAGGACAACAAGUCACUUUCACAACAAAUGCCAUGACUGCUGUCAAAUUAUAGUGAAUAAAGUAUCAACUAGUUUGUGAAAUGUUCGAAUCAAUUGAUGAUACAAAUACAUCAUUAUCAUUUAUGUCGAACAAAAAUCAUCUUGAAACAAUUCGCUAGAAACUGUAAGUUAUAUAUCAACAUAUGUAAAUAAUUUUGGAAUAUUAUUGCAGUUAGCUGAUAUUUCCGCUACUGUAAGAGAAAAACGACAGAAUUCAUAUACAUCUUCCUCGAGUUGUUCGUUAAACAAUACUUCGAAAAAUGAUGGUCACAAAUUGGUUGAACUGGAAUCAGAAAUCAAUUUGAUUUCACUCAAAACACAUGAAGAAAUUGAACCAAAAACUCCGAAAUUAGAUGAAGAAUUGCCAUUAUUGACUGAAGAUGAGGAAAAAGAUGCGAAAACGGAGGAAAUCAUUGAUCAACCAAAUUUUUAUAAUGAAUUGAUGAAUUCUGAGAAAAGUGUAGAAUCAAUGUUUAUGCAGAAACACAAACAGUCUUAA
Caenorhabditis angaria is the source of this 1264-nucleotide messenger RNA. The record is from the annotation of a GenBank genome assembly. Lineage: Eukaryota; Metazoa; Nematoda; Chromadorea; Rhabditida; Rhabditidae.